AUGGGACUGUUCAUAUCGAUUUAUAGUUUGGUCGAAAGUCUUUCUAUGCUGGGAAUAUCAGUUUUUUAUAUGAUCACACUGUCAGACUUGGAAUGUGAUUACAUCAACUCAAAAACUUGCUGUGGCAGACUGAACAAGGUUGUCAUACCUGAAAUAUUGUUGUCCGCAAGUGUGGCACUGUUGCACCUCAUUGAUAUGCAAGUUAUCUUGUUUCUCUACUUCAUGCUCAUGCCAGCUUGGACCAUUUACAAGUAUGCCACAGUGCCUUCAGGUAAUCUCGGAGUUUUUGAUCCAAUUGAGAUACACAACAGACAACAAUUAAGUUUAUUCAUCAAAGAAACCAUGGUCAAAAUUGGAUAUCAUCUUGUCGCAUUUUUCUUAUCUUUAUAUUGGUUAUUUGUUUUAAUAAAUUCGUCUUUUAUGUAUAUAUUUAUAUUGAUGAAAAUCACAGCAUGUUCCGCAUUAGUUAGCUCCAUAUUUACUUUUCGAUUUUUCGGAAACUACGAAUAUACUACUCUAACCAAAAAAUUUCAUCUCUCGUGUUGA
Helobdella robusta is the source of this 546-nucleotide messenger RNA. RefSeq lists its product as hypothetical. The transcript is spliced from 4 exons. Gene Ontology annotation, biological process: endoplasmic reticulum to Golgi vesicle-mediated transport. The record is from RefSeq and is a predicted model, not a curated record. Gene Ontology annotation, cellular component: COPII-coated ER to Golgi transport vesicle; endoplasmic reticulum membrane. NCBI's taxonomy places the organism in Eukaryota, Metazoa, Annelida, Clitellata, Rhynchobdellida, Glossiphoniidae. Bases 1 to 546 code for a protein of 181 amino acids.